CCAUGUGAUAUCUAAAAAGAAUGGGGCUUAACAUUGACAUUGACAUAACUCAACCGUGUUGCCCUAUGGAUAGCACGUGAAUAAACGUUUUGUGGAAUAAACCACUAAAACUAAACAUUCUUCCAGGGUUUAUCUCUGCAUUCUUCAGUGUAUAUGUUUUGUGGUGUAUAUAUAUGUUUUGUAAUCAGAUCAGAAAUCAGAUUGGAAUGAUGGAGAGGUUUUAAAAGUAUGUAAUUAUUUAAGGCUCUUAAAUCCUUAUCCACCAGGACGAUGAGUAACAGACUAUUUAGUAAAGUAUAUGCGAAAUAUAAGCAUUCAACAAAAGUAUUCAUUCCCAGAUUUUAUUCUAAUGCAACUGCAAAACCUCUACUACGUCCAUCAAAAACGAAAAGGAUAAGUCCUUAUGCGUGGAGCUUGCUGUCCAUACCAGCAGUUACUUUUGGACUUGGAAUGUGGCAAGUCCAAAGGAAGAAAUGGAAAGAGCAACUUCUUGCAGAUCUGUACUCUCGUACGCACAGUGAUCCUGUAGACCUACCUACAAACUUAGAAGACAUACGAGCACUAGAAUAUAGACCCGUCAGAGUAAAAGGAGAAUUUUUACACGACAAGGAAUUAUAUAUUGGUCCAAGGUCCUUGCUUACAGAAGGAGAUGCUUCAACUAAGAGCUCACUUAUUUCUAGUAAAACAAACACAAACCAGGGUUAUUUAGUUGUUACUCCAUUCAAGCUGAAGGAUAGAGAUGAAACAAUCCUAGUGAACAGAGGCUGGGUGCCAGUUCAAAAUAAAAAUGCAAAAACAAGGGAAAAUGGGCAAGUGAAAGGUGAGGUAAAUGUAAUUGGUGUCGUGAGGACAGAAGAAAACAGGCCAACAUUUUCAAUGAAAAAUAAGCCGGAUAGCAAACUAUUUUUCUACAGAGACUUGCCAACUAUGGCCAAACUGACACAUUCAGAUCAAAUAUAUCUAGAUGCAACAAAUGAUUUUGACAUUCCUGAAGGACCCAUUGGCGGACAAACGAGAGUGUCUUUGAGGAAUGAACACCUGUCUUACAUACUAACAUGGUUUUCUUUGAGCGCUGCUACUGGUUAUAUGUGGUAUAAAAGAUUUGUAGUUUAAGUUGUAUAUAAAACGUUGAAAUAUAUUAUGUUUAUCUUA
Molecule: messenger RNA, 1152 nt
Organism: Acanthoscelides obtectus
Lineage: Eukaryota; Metazoa; Arthropoda; Insecta; Coleoptera; Chrysomelidae
Source: the annotation of a GenBank genome assembly